Molecule: messenger RNA, 1295 nt
Organism: Corticium candelabrum
Lineage: Eukaryota; Metazoa; Porifera; Homoscleromorpha; Homosclerophorida; Plakinidae
Product: beta-1,3-glucan-binding protein-like
Exons: 11
Coding region: 11-1216 (401 amino acids)
Biological process (GO): carbohydrate metabolic process
Molecular function (GO): hydrolase activity, hydrolyzing O-glycosyl compounds
Source: RefSeq, a predicted model, not a curated record
CAAGAAGAGGAUGUCCCGUAUCUCAGUUGAGAUGAGGCUCUCGGUGACGUCUGUCUUCACAGUCGUUCUUCUAGUAGCUGCUCAACAAGAUGUUUGUGUGAAGGGUGAGCUGUUGUUUGAAGAAGAUUUUAACGUGUUCAAUUUAAGUGUUUGGCAACAUGAGCUGACAAUGAGUGGUGGAGGAAAUUGGGAGUUUCAGUUAUAUGACAAUAAUCGUGCCAACAGCUAUGUUCGAGAUGGUAUUUUGUAUAUCAAGCCAACUCUCCUUUCUGAUGCUAUCGGGGAGGCAAACGUACAAAACGGAUACACGAUGAAUAUGUGGGGCGGGACUCCUGCUGACCUGUGCACGGGAAAUCAUUUUUAUGGUUGUCUUCGGACAAGCGGAGCAGGAGGGAAUGUUCUCAAUCCAAUAAGAUCUGCUCGAAUUCGCACUGUAAAGUCAUUUAGUUUUAAGUAUGGACGAGUGGAAGUCAAAGCAAAGUUGCCAAAAGGAGAUUGGCUUUGGCCAGCAAUCUGGAUGCUACCGACGUAUAACCAAUAUGGAGGUUGGCCUUCGAGUGGUGAGAUUGAUAUUAUGGAAUCACGAGGGAACAAUGCCAGCUAUCCAGCUGGAGGCGUCGAUGCGUUUGGCAGUACACUUCACUGGGGACCGUAUGCUCUUGAAAAUGGCUAUGCAAAGACAACGGUGCAGAAGAAACUCGACAGUGGAGAUUUUUCUCAAGACUUUCACAUAUACGGACUAAUUUGGAAUGAGACGUACAUCGGGACAUACCUUGACGACCCAUCGAAUGUCACUCUUUCGGUACCGAUAACGGAGUCAUUUUGGGACAGAGGAGGAUAUGCUGGAAAGAAUUAUGACAAUCCUUGGGCUGCAGGAGGUCGUAAUGCACCAUUCGACCAAGAGUUUUACUUUGUUAUCAAUCUCGCAGUCGGUGGAACCAAUGGAUAUUUUCCUGACAAUCAGGGAGGCAAACCAUGGUCAAACUUGUCUCCGCAUUCUGUCAACGAAUUUUGGAAUGACAAGAGCAGUUGGUAUAGUACUUGGAACGGAGAGGAGGCUGCCUUGAAGGUCGACUCUGUUAGAGUGUGGGACUUGAGCAUUAGUACCACCAUGAGUACGACCAAGAGUACGAGUGAUGCAUUGUCUGUUGAAGUUUCCUUUAUGCAUUUUUGUUGCGCUGCUUUGGUAUUCUUACUUGGGGCUUGUUUUUAUUAACUGCCAAUUAACUUUUGCUGUAUUGCUGUGGCAGUUUUACUUGGGGCUUGUUUUAAUUAUAGCAGUAAGUUUUGGUGUA